Dendronephthya gigantea is the source of this 3092-nucleotide messenger RNA. Its product is annotated as SEC14-like protein 1. The transcript is spliced from 18 exons. Gene Ontology annotation, cellular component: cytoplasm. NCBI's taxonomy places the organism in Eukaryota, Metazoa, Cnidaria, Anthozoa, Malacalcyonacea, Nephtheidae. The record is from RefSeq and is a predicted model, not a curated record. Bases 175 to 2247 code for a protein of 690 amino acids.
UGUUAUGAAUGGGUGACUUUAUAAUAGUGAUGUUGUGAUAUAUUUUCAAUUUCGUAAGGACUUCACCGCAUAUUUUUACGGCAAUUCAUGGUCCCUUCUCGCUCAAAUUUAGCCAGCUGAUAGUUUAAAGUUUCUACUUAUCGGGAACGUCUUCGCUUGGCCGUCCGUUUCAAAAUGGUGCAAGAAUACCAGAGUCCCGUGAGGGUCUAUAAAUACCCGUUUGAACUUGUCAUGGCGGCCUACGAAAAACGUUUCCCCACAUGCAAAAUGAUACCGAUUUUCCUUGGAAGUGAAAUCACUUCGGAAUACAAGAGCGAUGACGGCGCAGAGCAUGUUAUAGAAAGACGGUGUAGAAUCAACGUUGAGGCACCGUAUUUGCUGAAGAAGCUGAUCGGGGUAGACCAUGUCUUUUUUGUCCAGAAGAACAGCACAGACUGGCGCAAAAGAACACUCACAAUAAAUGCAUAUAAUGAAAGUUAUUCAUCUCGCGUUAUCAUUCGGGAAAAUUGUUACUAUUCUGUACAUCCGGAUAACCCAAAUUGGACAUGUUUCGAGCAAGAUGCAAGCCUAGAUGUAAUAGCUUUCUUUGGUUUCGAAGCUGCAGUUGAAAAACUCAUGAUUAAAUUGUAUUUAGCAAAUAUUGGAAAGGGUAAAGAAAUAAUUCAGUAUUACAUUGAUGAGUUGAUCAGCGAAGGGGUCGGUGACUUGCCAAGAUUCGAGGACUCAACUGGGAAACCACGGACGAAGAGUUUAAACGAACCGCUGAUGGGUAACGAAGGCAAUGAAAGUCCAGAUUCGUCGGACGCUGAGGAAGAUAAGACUGAGGAGAUUGAGGGAGCAGCUUUAGUGCAUCCAGAAAAUAAAAUCGAUGAUGAAUACAUACACAGAUAUCUCGGCCCACUUACACCAACUGAAGAAAAUGCUUUAAUUCAGCUAAGGAAACGUCUCAGUGCAACACAUUUGGGAAAGAUUCCUAAUGACUCUCAUCUACUUCGCUUCCUCAAAGCCAGAGAUUUCAACAUUGAUAAAUCCUAUGAUAUGUUAUGCUCAUCACUUGCCUGGCGAAGACAUCAUAAUGUGGAUAAGAUCUUGACGGAGUGGCGACCACCGGAGGCUGUGAUGGAAUAUUAUUCUGGAGGAUGGCAUCAUUAUGACACAGAGGGCAGACCUGUUUACAUUUUACGACUUGGUAGUAUGGAUGUCAAAGGACUGCUUAAAGCUGUUGGUGAAGAUGGUUUUCUGAAAUAUGUGUUAUCAAUCAACGAGAAAGCGAUGAGCAUGUUCGAGGAAGUUACGAAGGCCAAAGGUUCGCCGAUAAGUUCUUACACUUGUAUCUGUGAUCUGGAAGGACUGUGUAUGCGUCAUCUCUGGAGGCCUGGUGUGAAGGCGUUGUUGAGGGUUAUCGAGGUGGUCGAGGACAAUUACCCGGAAACCAUGGGACGGUUGUUGAUCGUGCGUGCUCCCAGGAUUUUCGGCGUGUUGUGGACCUUAGUCAGUCCGUUUAUCGACGAAAACACACGAAACAAAUUCUUUAUUUAUGGUGGAAAUGACUACCAGGGUCCUGGGGGGUUGGCGGACUAUAUCCCUCAAGAGUACAUUCCUGAGUUCUUGGGUGGAACAUGUGAGUGCGACGUGAGGGAAGGAGGUCUGGUACCUAAAAGUCUGUAUCGGUCUGUGGAAUUUGGCGAAGGAGAUGAGUUUAGCAUCGGUCACGAAAUCUAUCAGCCUGCAUACGUUAGCAAGGGUUCCCCCCACGAGAUCGUUGUCACGGUGAAAGAGCACGAGUCUGUGAUCACGUGGGACUUCGAUGUGAUAAAGGGUGACGUCAUAUUUACGGUAUUUCGUCACAAACGACCAAAGGAAGCGUGCAGUGGUAGUUUGACGAGCCUGGGUGAUAGUCCAUCAUGUGGAGUGAUCGCUAACGUUGAUGCUGUUGUUGUUGAGAAGCCCAAGACAUGCCAUGAUGGAGACUCUGUUCAGGGAACUCAUGUCUGUUCACAAGCUGGCGUCUUUGUCCUGCAGUGGAAAUACAAAUCAAGUCCUCCUGCGACCUCUCUCAGUUCAAAACCUCAAAACAAAGCAAAAAUUAUGUAUUUCUACGAAGUUUUGAAAGGCACAGACUUCAAGGGUUCGAUGUCAAGUAUUGAGUCUGCGCAUAGCGGCUUUUCACAACUAAGUUUAGCGACGCAGGACAGUCAAGCGACGGCGUCCAGCGGUAAUUCGUCAAAAUCUGCGGUGUCAAGAUGACAAUUAAUGAACGCAUCCCGAAAAUAGACCGUUUUGGGAGGUGUAGCGAAACGAACACAGAAUUUAGGAGGAAUAAAUGUAGUAUAGAGUUAAAAAAUAUUUGAAAACGUAGUUUUAGAUCUGUUCUUGUCUUCGGUUUUGUUUUAGCUAUAAACGAAUCUCAUUGGUCGAGAGCAAAACACUUUCCACUUGCAAUUUCCGAGCGAUUCCGCCGGAGAAUUUUGAAUAAUAUUUAUUCACUUUGUGAAGUUUUUCACCAUUUAACAAUUUUGAAAUGGCCGUCAUUUUCACUAUAAAUAAAUAUUAAAUUAAUCAUAUGCAUUGACAGUAAUUUGAAGCAAAUUUAAGUAAGAAUAUCUAUUGUUUUUGUGAAGUUAAAGUAUUGCCUAAAAGUGAACUUUUUAUCCAGUCGAAAAAAAUACAAUCGAUUUUUAGCAAUUAUUAUUGAUUUAAUUUGCCUUCUACGUUUUAAUAGACUCUUACAAUCAAAACAAAUUUGGCAGGGAAAAAUGUAGGAAGUAAAUUAGAUGGUUCGAAAUUAGACGUCUCAAACUAUAGAUUUUAACGCCACAGUAAAAGCAUUUUAGCAUGAGUAAAGCUGCAAAGUUUAGUUGCAAAAUGUUUAAAAUGUGAAAACAUAGCUUUACAAAACAUAGCCUUACAAAAAAAAAAUCAAUUUUCUAGCAAUUUCUUUCAGCGGGAUACAAAGUUCAACUUGUGCAGUACUAUAGAAUAUAUAGGAUUGAAUGGAAUCUAUCUUCUAUAUCGGUAGAAAUUAAUUAGCCUUUCUCACGAUGACGUUUUGGGGUACUUUCAAUUUUCUGAAAUGGGUUUAAAAAUUAUGA